AAGAAUGGGUUUAUUUUUAUCAAAAUUAACGACUCUGUUCGAGUCUUUUUCUUCUGGAUCACCAGCUAGAAUUGUAAUGCUUGGUUUAGAUGCUGCAGGAAAAACAACGAUUUUGUACAAAAUUAAAUUAAAUGAGAACGUUUGUACCAUUCCCACCAUCGGAUUUAACGUGGAGACCGUGUCCCCCGUAAAGGGUGUGUCCUUUACGGUGUGGGACGUCGGGGGUCAGGAUAGGAUCAGACCACUAUGGAAACACUACUACCAAAACACAGAGGGCUUAGUGUAUGUGGUGGACAGCAACGACAGAGAAAGAAUUGUCGAGUCACGUGAAGAAUUGUUUGGAAUUCUACAAUAUGACGAAAUGAGGGGAGUUCCAGUGGUGAUAAUUGCUAACAAGCAAGAUCUUCCAAAUGCUCGUAGUACCUCUGAGGUAGCAGAAAUGUUGUGCUUACACAAACUGACGUCACGAAAAUGGUUCAUUCAAUCCGCAUGUGCAACAACAGGCGAGGGAAUUUAUGAGGCCAUGCAAGAAUUAUCAACUAUGGUCAAAGACUACAAAAAAUCACUGAAAUAAAUCCUAAAUAAUAUCUCUAUGAGAGCCACCACAGUGUCUUCCUAUGAAAGCUACCCGUGCGUAUGCUACGAGCUGAAACCAUGACUGAGAGUGUAAUCAGGACCUAGUAUGAUGCUGUACACGUCGCCAGUAGAGUGCAUCAUGGUUUGGCGAUGAUGUCUUAUCAAUAAACAAUGUUCGUAGCAUUUCAAAUUCAUGCUGCAUUUUGAAUCAUUAAUUUAUGCUGCAAAAUACAUUUAAUCAUU
This is a messenger RNA of Saccostrea echinata, 819 nucleotides long. RefSeq lists its product as uncharacterized. Lineage: Eukaryota; Metazoa; Mollusca; Bivalvia; Ostreida; Ostreidae. Bases 5 to 574 code for a protein of 189 amino acids. Gene Ontology annotation, biological process: vesicle-mediated transport; intracellular protein transport. The transcript is spliced from 4 exons. The record is from RefSeq and is a predicted model, not a curated record. Gene Ontology annotation, molecular function: GTP binding; GTPase activity. Gene Ontology annotation, cellular component: cytoplasm; plasma membrane.